Messenger RNA from Poeciliopsis prolifica (blackstripe livebearer), 794 nucleotides. RefSeq names its product COMM domain-containing protein 7-like. The record is from RefSeq and is a predicted model, not a curated record. NCBI's taxonomy places the organism in Eukaryota, Metazoa, Chordata, Actinopteri, Cyprinodontiformes, Poeciliidae. Gene Ontology annotation, molecular function: NF-kappaB binding. Gene Ontology annotation, biological process: negative regulation of DNA-templated transcription; tumor necrosis factor-mediated signaling pathway.
CCGGAAGUUCUCUCCUGGAAUCAGCUGCGCAGCAGCAGCCAAAACAGCGAAUCGAGUUUAUUCAGGAAUAAAGCAAGAAAACAUGCAGCUUCACUUCGCUAAGGACGCGUUACCGGACUCUGUCGGUACCGACUUCCAGAACCUGAACAAAUUUAACGAGCAGCAGUUUAGUCGACUGAUUGAAAUUCUGUUCCAGUUCCUCCUGGACCCGAAAGAGACAGACAGAUUCGUGCAGCAGCUGACAGAAUUUGCAGGGGAACACGGGAUGAGCGCCGGCCCGCUGAGGAACCUGAUGAAGAGCAUCCUGCUGGUUCCUCAAGGGGCUCUGAAGAAAAACCUGACGUCUGAGCAAGUCAAGGAGGACCUGCUCACAUUAGGGCUAAAUGAGGAGAAAGCUGCUCACUUUUCAUCACAGUGGGGGCAGCAUUAUGCUGCGCUGUCCAGGCUGGCGGUGGGACAGACGCUGAUGGUCAACCAGCUGGUCGACAUGGAGUGGAAGUUUGGAGUGACUGUUGGCACGAGUGAGAUUCAGAAAGUGGGAAACGUUUUUUUGCAGUUGAAGCUGGUGGUGAGGAAGGGAAACUCGACUGAAAACGUUUUCAUGGAACUGACACUUCCUCAGUUUUACAACUUCCUGCAUGAGAUGGAGAGAGCAAAGGCCAGCAUGGAGUGCUUUGCUUGAAUUAAACCGUGUGUGUGUCUGUGUGUGUGUCUCUGUGUGUGUGCGUGUGCCAAACAUUUGUACUUAAUCUGAUAAUAAGCACAAUUAAAAAUUAAACAGUUUUGUCAGAUUA